AUGGCAUCAUCCGACCUCUCCACAUCCCAAACCCCAAGCACUUCUGCCGCUGCCGCACCAGCAACCACCACCGCCUCUCCAACCGAAACCCUCACACCCCUCGAGCAGGAAAUCCUCGACGAAUACGCCCGCCUCCUCGGCAACCUGAAUAACAUGUCGACCCUCCUCGCCGAACUGAGCGCGAACCCCUCCGCCGAGAUACUAGACUCAUUGAGGGGACUGGAGCGGAAGACGAGUCUCGUCUUCACGCUGCUGAAGGCGAGCGUGUAUAGCAUUGUUUUGAAUCAGCAGUUUGUCGAUGGCGAUGGGGAUGGACAGGGCGGGGAGGAUGGUGAGGGGUUGGGGGAGGGGGUUAGUGGGGUGGGAUAUUAG
This is a messenger RNA of Aaosphaeria arxii CBS 175.79, 372 nucleotides long. RefSeq lists its product as uncharacterized. The coding region runs from base 1 to 372 and encodes 123 amino acids. Gene Ontology annotation, cellular component: mitotic spindle; DASH complex. Gene Ontology annotation, biological process: attachment of spindle microtubules to kinetochore. The record is from RefSeq and is a predicted model, not a curated record. The transcript has 2 exons. Lineage: Eukaryota; Fungi; Ascomycota; Dothideomycetes; Pleosporales.